Mytilus trossulus (common blue mussel) is the source of this 883-nucleotide messenger RNA. Its product is annotated as BTB/POZ domain-containing protein KCTD7-like. The record is from RefSeq and is a predicted model, not a curated record. Bases 88 to 849 code for a protein of 253 amino acids. NCBI's taxonomy places the organism in Eukaryota, Metazoa, Mollusca, Bivalvia, Mytilida, Mytilidae. The transcript has 2 exons. Gene Ontology annotation, molecular function: protein binding. Gene Ontology annotation, biological process: protein homooligomerization.
UCACAUGACAUUUGUUUACAAACAUCUAUCGCAUGGCGUUGAUUCAGUAAUUUUCCAUCCUAUAUAAACAAACUAAAUCGAUGAAAAAUGACAGAAUCUCAAUCGUUUCCAGAUGUUGUAGAAUUAAAUGUGGGUGGACGCCAUUUUACAACUAGCCUGCUUACAUUAACCAAAAGCAAGGACACAAUGUUAGGUGCUAUGUUUAGUGGAAAUUAUCAAGCAAUAAAAGAUCAAGACGGUCGAUACUUCAUAGAUGCUGAUGGGGACAAUUUCGUGUAUGUUCUGAAUUAUUUGAGAUAUGGUGAACUACCACCACCGAACUUAGCAACAACGAUUUAUCGCGAAGCAGUCUACUUCGGGCUUCACGGAAUGGUGGAGCAACUUGAACUAAGCCCGGCACUGCUGGCACAGAUCCAUCGAGAGACUUACAGAGCUCAAUUUACGGGCUACCAUAAAAUAAUUAACUCCAUAUUGGAUAGGAUUAAAGAAUGUAGCACCAAGAAUACCGAAACUACCACAUCGUUGCUCCUUGUAUUAUUUGCAAAGGAAAAAAAGAGAAAACUUCCGAAUUUUGAUAAAACUCAUACUUGUUUUUCCAAGUCAAAAAACCGACCCAAUAGAAUGAGUGACGUGACGUUUGGUCCAUGGAGAAAUAAAUCUACCACAGAAAAGGACGUUAUGAAUUGUGUAACUUUUGACUUGCAAGAAAAAGGCUUCAAUAUAACACAAGAAGCAGCAGGACAAUGUGGUUUCACAUGUGAAUCGCCGCCUGAGAAUACCGGAGAAUCAAUGGUGGAAAACUGUACACAUCUAUGUUACACUCUUACAUUUCAUUGGUGGAAAAUGUAAUAAUCUUUAUUUAAAAAAACAUAACUUGUAGGCA